Thermothelomyces thermophilus ATCC 42464 is the source of this 2053-nucleotide messenger RNA. RefSeq lists its product as uncharacterized. NCBI's taxonomy places the organism in Eukaryota, Fungi, Ascomycota, Sordariomycetes, Sordariales, Chaetomiaceae. The record is from RefSeq and is a predicted model, not a curated record. The transcript is spliced from 3 exons. The coding region runs from base 234 to 1946 and encodes 570 amino acids.
GUCCCAUCCUGAUUGGCCCAACAUUAUCUCCCAGGCCCCUCUCUUGUCAAUCAUCUUUGACUUGCGGGUUCCUCGCCAGAACUAAUAUCAUAAAUAACGCGGGAAGGACGGUAAACAAGCAAGACGCGACCGUCUGAUUGUUUGUUUUCAUACUUCUGAUCCGCCGGGUUGCCUCAGAUAUCUGGCACUAAAUACCUCGAUCAAAGCAAGAUGUCGUCAGACAUUUGCGUUGAAUGAUGGGCGACUCGGUUGGGUUUAGGAAGUCGCUCGCCUCUUUGUCCGCGCCCUAUCAGAGCGGCAGCGAUUGGGCACGCGUCCGCGAGGAUGCCAUCGCUCUGCCACUGGCCGCGGGCAGGAAGGGUGUCAAAGGGCCGCGAUCGCUCGUUGCCAUGUGCUGCCGCGUGUUGGCGGAUAACUUGGGCGCUGUGUCUAAGAGUUCGAUCGAGCAUCUCCCGGAUCAUCUGCUGUGGAAACUGUGGAAGACCUUGGGCCCACGAAAUAGGUCUCUGCACGCAUGGAAAAUUCUUUCCUGCGUCUUGCUGGAAGGAAGCCAGCAGCGUUGCGUUUCCGAGGGCGGGAUGAAGAGGGAUCAAUCUCCGAUGCCUAUGGCUCUGUUCCGCUACCGUCAGGAGAUCAUUGAUCCACCCUGCGACCUGGCCGUUUAUGUCUCUCCGCUAGCCAGGCUUGAGAAGGGCAGUCUCGCAUACCUCUGCCUCGACAACGUCGCUCGUUUCCAGACGCAUGAACUCAUCCCUCUCGCUACGUUACAACCACUAGCCGUGCUAGAGAUCAUCGAACGAGAUGACGCGGACAGCAAGAUUAGCGAUGCGCUUAUCCGGGGAUGGAGCGAGGCCGGAAAGGAUCCAUUCUCGCGACUGCGCGUCCUGAAGAUCGCCUCAAAGACGCACCGAAUAUCGGAGAGUGGGCUCCAGUACCUAUUGGAACUUCCGUGCUUGGAGAUAAUCGAUAUAACGGCACUUCCAACGACGAAAUUACGUCUGUCUCGCAGGAUGAAAGACAGCUUAGACACCAGUGGUUGGAGAGUGGCCAGGCCAAGGGGCUCACUCUUUGUAUCAUACGCGGACGCAUUCCUUGACGGACGGAUGGCCGUGCAUCCCGCCGGUGUUGAGGCCUUGAAGAUGGUUUUCGAAGAUGACAGACACCCGGUGAUCUGGGUUGACAAUGCCCGGGCCGCGGUAUACAAACAAUGGGAGAGAGGUGCCGGAAGAGGGACCGGGGAGUGGAAGGGCCAGCCAGUACGAACAUCAUACGGCGACGAGUCCUAUGAUGGGCCUGAUCCCGCGUCUGACUGCGGGCAACCUCGACCGGCCGAUUUCAGCGACGUGCAAUACCUCGACGACGGCUGGCGGGCUGUGCUGCAAGGGUUUCGCUCUUCAACAACAAAAGAUACCCAGGAGCAUUCUAGCACGCGCGAUGAGGAGAGACUCGACGAUCAAAUCUUUUGGUUCCUCGCGCUUAUGGACCAGAGCAGAUACGACGGCAGCAAUGCGGUUCGAGGGUGCGCAUCAGGCGUGACCUUACCGUUGGAGCGGUUGGUGUGUCUCAGGUUGCGCAACCCGUGCAAUACCGCGGAGCAGACCAGACUGCUCUUGAACUCGGAACGUCUCAUCUUCUCCCGACGCCGGAUGCAUGCAGUGUUAGGCUCACGGAGCGAGGUCGCACGGUGCCAACUAGAAUUGGAGGACGGGCAGUCUUGCGAUCUCUCACCCUCGGGGGCCUCUCGAACCGAUGACAGAAGGCAGGGGGGUUUGGAACCACGUAAACGGCAGAAUUCGGAGGCGGAGCGACUAAGCAACCCUCUGCCUACAUGGGCACCCGGUCCGGAUGGCAGGAGGGAAAAGGGCUUGCAACCGCGUAAGCGCCUGAAGAAACCGUUGUUUGAAAUCCUAAACCCGUUCAUGGAGCCGCAGGUCCGGCCAGGAUGAACUCGCGGCAUUGUUUUCUUUCUCAUAAGCAUAUCAUUGAGUAGAUUCAUCACUUAUCAGCUACAUGGGACCCCGAAGGGGACAUGGUUGGCGCGGAGUCCAACGGU